Molecule: messenger RNA, 4710 nt
Organism: Elephantulus edwardii (Cape elephant shrew)
Lineage: Eukaryota; Metazoa; Chordata; Mammalia; Macroscelidea; Macroscelididae
Gene: INO80
Product: INO80 complex subunit
Exons: 35
Coding region: 10-4710 (1566 amino acids)
Biological process (GO): DNA repair; chromatin remodeling; DNA-templated transcription
Cellular component (GO): nucleus; Ino80 complex
Molecular function (GO): DNA binding; ATP hydrolysis activity; ATP binding
Source: RefSeq, a predicted model, not a curated record
AUUUGUUCUAUGGCCUCGGAGUUGGAUGCCGGGGACGAUGGCAGCUGCACUGAGCUGGCAAAGCCCCUCUAUCUUCAGUACCUGGAGAAGGCCCUCCGGUUGGACCAUUUCUUGCGACAGACAACAGCCAUCUUCAACAGGAAUAUUUCUAGUGAUGACAGUGAAGAUGGACUGGAUGACAGUAAUCCUUUACUGCCCCAGUCUGGGGAUCCCUUAAUACAAGUUAAGGAAGAACCUCCAAAUUCAUUGCUUGGUGAAACUUCCGGAGCAAGCAGCUCUGGAAUGCUAAAUACUUACUCACUGAAUGGAGUCCUCCAGUCAGAAUCAAGAUCUGACAAAGGGAAUUUAUAUAACUUCUCUAAGCUGAAGAAAAGUAGAAAAUGGUUAAAGAGCAUUCUGCUAAGUGAUGAGUCCAGUGAGGCAGAUUCUCAGAGUGAAGACAAUGAGGAGGAGGAGGAGGAGGAAGAAGAGGAAGAAGAACUCAAUCUCAGCCGAGAAGAACUUCACAAUAUGCUGCGACUACACAAAUACAAGAAGCUUCACCAGAAUAAGUAUAGUAAAGACAAGGAGUUACAGCAAUACCAGUACUACAGUGCAGGCCUGCUUUCUACAUAUGAUCCUUUCUAUGAGCAACAACGGCACCUGCUUGGACCUAAGAAAAAGAAAUUCAAGGAGGAAAAGAAACUUAAAGCAAAGUUAAAAAAAGUGAAGAAAAAAAGGCGAAGAGAUGAAGAACUUUCCUCUGAGGAGUCUCCUCAUCUCCACCAUCACCAGACCAAAGUCUUUGCCAAGUUCUCUCAUGAUGCACCUCCACCUGGCACCAAGAAGAAGCAUUUAUCCAUUGAGCAGCUUAAUGCUCGUCGUAGGAAAGUAUGGCUCAGCAUUGUGAAAAAGGAACUACCAAAGGCCAACAAACAGAAAGCAUCAGCUCAUAAUCUGUUUCUCACCAAUAGCCGAAAGCUUGCCCACCAGUGUAUGAAGGAAGUUCGUCGUGCAGCCUUGCAAGCCCAAAAGAACUGUAAAGAGACUUUACCUCGGGCCCGCCGGCUCACCAAGGAGAUGCUUCUGUACUGGAAGAAGUAUGAGAAAGUAGAGAAGGAACACCGAAAACGCGCAGAGAAAGAAGCUUUGGAGCAGCGAAAGUUGGAUGAGGAAAUGCGGGAGGCUAAGAGGCAACAGCGAAAACUGAACUUCUUAAUCACCCAGACGGAGUUGUAUGCCCAUUUCAUGAGUCGAAAACGAGAUAUGGGUCAUGAUGGGAUCCAAGAAGAAAUCCUAAGAAAACUUGAAGACAGUUCUUCUCAGAGACAAAUUGACAUUGGUGGAGGUGUGGUGGUUAAUAUCACACAAGAGGAUUAUGAUAGUAACCAUUUUAAGGCCCAGGCCCUGAAAAAUGCUGAAAAUGCUUACCAUAUUCACCAAGCCCGGACAAGAUCAUUUGAUGAAGAUGCAAAAGAAAGCCGAGCAGCUGCCCUUCGGGCAGCCAACAGAUCUGGCACUGGGUUUGGGGAGAGCUACAGCCUGGCAAACCCCUCAAUCCGGGCCGGUGAGGAUAUUCCACAGCCUACAAUUUUUAAUGGCAAAUUAAAAGGUUAUCAACUGAAAGGCAUGAAUUGGUUGGCCAAUCUUUAUGAACAGGGUAUUAAUGGCAUUCUUGCUGAUGAAAUGGGCCUUGGUAAAACAGUACAGAGCAUUGCUCUCCUGGCACAUCUGGCUGAGAGAGAGAACAUUUGGGGACCUUUCCUAAUAAUUUCACCUGCUUCUACACUUAACAAUUGGCACCAGGAGUUUACUAGAUUUGUUCCUAAAUUUAAGGUGCUUCCAUAUUGGGGAAAUCCUCAUGAUAGAAAAGUUAUCCGGAGAUUCUGGAGUCAGAAGACCCUGUAUACUCAGGAUGCUCCCUUCCAUGUGGUUAUCACCAGCUACCAGUUGGUGGUGCAAGAUGUAAAGUAUUUCCAGCGAGUUAAGUGGCAGUACAUGGUCCUUGAUGAGGCCCAGGCGCUCAAGAGUAGUUCCAGUGUUCGUUGGAAAAUCCUCUUGCAAUUCCAGUGUCGGAAUCGGCUUUUGCUAACUGGGACACCCAUUCAGAACACUAUGGCAGAGCUCUGGGCUCUGUUACAUUUCAUUAUGCCAACAUUAUUUGAUUCACAUGAGGAAUUUAAUGAAUGGUUUUCCAAAGACAUUGAGAGCCAUGCCGAAAACAAAUCUGCUAUUGAUGAGAAUCAACUUUCUCGUUUACACAUGAUCCUGAAGCCCUUUAUGUUAAGGAGAAUCAAGAAAGAUGUGGAAAAUGAGCUAUCAGACAAAAUUGAGAUUCUAAUGUACUGCCAAUUGACCAGCCGGCAAAAGCUGCUAUAUCAGGCAUUAAAGAACAAAAUCUCCAUUGAGGAUUUGUUGCAGUCUUCUAUGGGCUCAACCCAGCAAGCACAGACCACCACCAGCAGCCUCAUGAAUCUGGUCAUGCAGUUUAGGAAGGUAUGUAAUCACCCAGAGUUAUUUGAACGACAAGAAACAUGGUCUCCAUUUCAUAUUUCCCUAAAGCCAUACCAGAUUUCAAAAUUUGUCUACCGUCAUGGACAGAUCAGGGUCUUUAACCAUUCACGAGACAGGUGGUUACGAGUUUUUCUUUCUCCUUUUGCACCUGACCAUAUCCAGCAGUCGCUCUUCCAUAGAAAAGGAGUUAAUGAAGAAAGUUGUUUCUCUUUCCUUCGAUUUAUUGAUGUAUCUCCAGCAGAAAUGGCAAACUUUAUGCUUCAGGGACUUUUGGCCAGAUGGUUAGCUAUUUUCCUGUCUCUGAAAGCCUCCUACAGGCUCCAUCAACUACGCUCCUGGGGAGACCCAGAAGGGGAGAGCCAGCAGAGUUAUCUGAGAAACAAGGAUUUCCUUCUUGAGGUUAAUUUUCCACUCUCCUUUCCCAACCUUUGUAGCUGCCCUUUGUUAAAGUCUCUUGUUUUCAGCAGUCACUGUAAAGCAGUGAGUGGCUACUCAGACCAUGUCAUCCAUCAGCAGAGAUCAUCUACCUCCUCCCUUCGUUGCUGUCUACUCACCGAGCUACCGUCUUUUUUAUGUGUGGCCAGUCCACGAGUCACCGCAGUGCCGCUGGAUUAUUACUGUAAUGACCGAAGUGCAGAGUAUGAGCAGCGCAUGCUGAAAGAAGGAGGGAGUUUGGCAGCCAAGCAGUGUUUGUUGAAUGGGGCCCCUGAACUGGCUACAGACUGGUUAAAUCGACGGUCACAGUUCUUCCCAGAGCCACCUGGAGGACUGUGGAGCAUCAGGCCUCACAAUGGCUGGUCUUUCAUUAGGAUUCCAGGCAAGGAAAGCCUCAUCACUGACAGUGGAAAGCUGUAUGCCCUUGAUGUUCUGCUGACUCGGCUCAAGUCUCAAGGACAUAGGGUCCUUAUCUACUCACAGAUGACCAGGAUGAUAGACCUGCUGGAGGAAUAUAUGGUUUACAGGAAACAUACUUACAUGAGACUUGAUGGCUCAUCCAAGAUUUCAGAGAGGCGGGACAUGGUUGCUGAUUUUCAGAACAGAAAUGACAUCUUUGUGUUCCUGUUAAGCACAAGAGCUGGAGGACUGGGUAUCAAUCUCACUGCUGCAGACACAGUGAUUUUCUAUGAUAGCGACUGGAACCCCACUGUGGACCAGCAAGCCAUGGACAGGGCCCAUCGCUUGGGGCAGACAAAGCAGGUUACUGUGUACCGCCUCAUCUGUAAAGGUACCAUUGAGGAACGUAUUCUUCAGAGAGCCAAGGAGAAGAGUGAGAUUCAGCGGAUGGUGAUUUCAGGCGGGAACUUCAAGCCAGAUACCCUGAAACCCAAAGAGGUGGUUAGUCUUCUUCUAGAUGAUGAAGAGUUGGAGAAGAAACUGAGACUGAGACAAGAAGAAAAACGUCAACAGGAAGAAACCAACCGAGUGAAAGAGCGCAAGCGCAAGCGGGAAAAAUAUGCAGAGAAGAAAAAAAAGGAAGAUGAAUUGGAUGGGAAAAGGCGAAAGGAGGGUGUGAACCUAGUGAUCCCGUUUGUUCCUUCGGCUGAUAACUCCAACCUCUCUGCUGAUGGGGAUGACUCCUUCAUUAGUGUGGACUCUGCCAUGCCCAGCCCUUUCAGUGAGAUCUCCAUCAGCAGUGAGCUGCACACUGGCUCCAUUCCCCCUGAUGAGAGCAGCAGUGACAUGCUCGUCAUUGUGGAUGACCCUGCCUCCUCAGCCCCUCAGUCCCGGGCCACCAACUCUCCUGCUUCCAUUACAGGCUCUGUCUCAGACACCGUGAAUGGAAUUUCCAUUCAGGAAAUGCCAGCUGCAGCAGGACGUGGUCACUCAGCUCGAAGCCGAGGCCGCCCCAAAGGUUCGGGAACCACAGCCAAAGGAGCAGGCAAAGGUCGGAGCCGGAAGUCCACGGCAGGCAGUGCAGCUGCGAUGGCAGGAGCCAAAGCAGGGGCCGCAGCAGCAUCAGCAGCCGCCUAUGCUGCAUACGGGUACAACGUGUCGAAAGGAAUCUCUGCCAGCAGUCCUCUGCAGACAUCCCUUGUUCGACCUGCUGGCCUUGCUGACUUUGGACCUUCAAGCGCCUCUUCUCCCUUGAGUUCCCCUUUAAACAAAGGAAAUAAUGUUCCUGGGGCUCCCAAGAGCCUCCAUCUGACCAGCAACCUGACCACAGAUUCUCUGGUUCGGAAACAAGGCAAAGGCUCCAACCCCUCUGGAGGACGGUAA